AUGAUUAGAUUCGUGCCGUAUCAAUCGCAAGCGCAGACGGACGGGCGGCAUGUUCUACGUGCAUGCACCGCAUGCCGGAAACGCAAGAAACGUUGCCAUCAUGAUAAUUUUGCUCGUGGAAACAGUCGCAUAGACGACUCGCCACAUGAAGAGCGGCAGGUUCGCAAGAGAGCGCGGUAUCUUUCUUCUAGUAACCCUGUUGCUGGCGAUGAGGAUAGCCAUAUUUCCAAUAAUACUAUAGAUGCUCAAACCGAUGAAGAGAAUGGCGACGACGAUAACGACGGCGAAAGCGAUGGAGAAGCCCGCUUCGUCGGCCAUCUCAAUCCCGAAUCCGCCUUUCUCGCAGCAAUCAGUCCGACGCCCACAUCGGCACAGACGGAUAACAUAGGAGUAUGGAUUUCACGCCAGCCCGCAGCAGCAACAGAGCAGUCGAGGACUGGCACCGCGCCGGAGUUGACUCGAAAGAAUUCAAUGCCUGCUGCGGCCAUGGUUGGAGCGAGGGAGCUCCGUUGGGAGGAACUCACCUUGCAGCAUUUGCCUGAAGAAGCCGGGUUUCAGGCUCUGUAUACGAUUUAUCUCGACGAAAUACAUCCUAUAUUUCCAGUGAUUGACCGACACGCUAUGGAGGCUAUGCCGGUUACAAGCCCCGAAUGCAGUCUCCUACGACUGGCUGUAUGCAUCGCAGCCAGUGUGAACCCGCGGGCCAAAGAUUAUCUGAAGCCGCGAAGAAGCAAACAUUAUUACUCGUCGCGAGAGGGGCUCAUUAGGGAUAUGAUAUUCUCCCUCCGUCUUUUACUCAGCUUGGGACUGGUGAAGGAUAAGAUAGUGCUUGUGCAAGCGCUGUCCCUUGUAGCCCUGUUUACGCAAUAUGCAAAGGACCGCGACUUAUCAACAGAAUUAUCAGCAAGUGCAAUUGGUUACAGCCAUACCGCCGGACUGCACCUGGAGAACCAGGGCGGCAAAAGUCACGACGACGAGGGCCAGAGCGAAGAAGCUCGAUGUCGACUGUUCUGCUGUGUGUGGGCGUUGGAUAAGCUAAAUGCUGCAACGCAGGGACGACCGGUCAUGAUGCACGAGAGGGAUAUUGGAAGGAACGUGACAGAUGCUGUUAUGGUCCAGCAGCCGCCUUUUCAGCUAUUGCUUUGGAUAGUAGUGUUGCUAGACAGGGUCAUAGGGCUCUAUCGGCCACACCACACCGAGACUUCAACUUUUCCAGAAACCGAUUUCCCUUUGUUUGAGGAUCUGAUCGACAAGACAAAUGCUGCUCAUGUCAACAGCCGUUUUCUAGGCACCGCAGAGGUCCUCUACCACUCAGUGGCAAUGCUAGCCUGCCGUGUAAAAUCCCUGCACGAGCCCGCUACAGCCUCUGCAGCUUCCCUCCGCCAAAGCCUCUCUGCGAUCAAGGCUACAUCAAUCGUGUCCGAAGGGCUGGAAACGUUCCUGAGCAACCUGCCUAUCAUUCCAUACGCCAUUUCCCUUUCACUGCGUGUCGCGUAUCGAGACCUGCGCACUAGUCGCUCUUCCAUGUUGCGAGAGCGAGCAAAGAAACAGCUGCUAGCCAACUCAAAGCUUCUCCAUCGUUUGGGAAGUAAAUUUGGCUCUGUUACCGCAUUGGCCAAUAUGGCAGAGCAGAGUAUCCAUAAAAUGGAUAGGCAGAGCCAGCAAAUAUCUACUUCUCUACAAACUGAUGAGCCAUCGGCUGCCACUGCCACGGAUCCAUCAGUGUUUGGAUUGCAUCCUAGUCAUGAAACGAGAACAAACACUGCAGCUACCAACGCUGCACAAGAGUCAUUGAUAUCUACUACCGAGUCUGAUGACCGGUCAGUCUCUGAAAGGAUACCCCAUGAGUUUGGCCCUAAUGAGCUCGAUUUAGAGAAUAUGGAUUUGUCUGUUUUUGAUAGCAUGUUUAAUUUGGACAUGUUUUCGACCUUUGAAGUGCCUGAGGAGUGGUCAUGA
This is a messenger RNA of Talaromyces rugulosus, 1956 nucleotides long. RefSeq lists its product as uncharacterized. Bases 1 to 1956 code for a protein of 651 amino acids. Gene Ontology annotation, molecular function: DNA-binding transcription factor activity, RNA polymerase II-specific; zinc ion binding; DNA binding. The transcript has 3 exons. Gene Ontology annotation, biological process: regulation of DNA-templated transcription; DNA-templated transcription. NCBI's taxonomy places the organism in Eukaryota, Fungi, Ascomycota, Eurotiomycetes, Eurotiales, Trichocomaceae. The record is from RefSeq and is a predicted model, not a curated record.